Molecule: messenger RNA, 450 nt
Organism: Prorocentrum cordatum
Lineage: Eukaryota; Dinophyceae; Prorocentrales; Prorocentraceae
Source: the annotation of a GenBank genome assembly
AUGGCCUCGCAGCUGCCCGCGCACUUCGUCUUCGCCACCCUGGUGCCGUGGAGCUCUCCGCAGCGACCUAGCAAGCUCGCCACACUGUUAGACUCUGCGCCUGGAGGUCAUCGGGAUGCACAGGGGAUCGAGUCCCUGGCGUCUGAGUGCGGCAGCUUGCUUGUGCCAUGCACGUUUGAAACGCGGUACGAGAAGCGCAUGAUGAAGAAGCUGCUGAAACAGCUCGAGCCGUUCAGUGAUUUCUGCGCGUUCGUGCUGCAGUUGCGUGAGGUCCCUGGUGAAAUGAGCCGAGAAUACGUACAGAAGGUCAUGGCGCCCCACGACGCGCUCCUGCUCUCGGUGCCAACGCUGUGGUGUUGGAUCCCGGUGACACUCCGGAUCGGCUGCUGCAGACUCUCGACCAAGACACGGCUUGGUUCGAAGCGAAUGCGCGGCGUGCAAAGGCGAUGA